Molecule: messenger RNA, 857 nt
Organism: Zootermopsis nevadensis
Lineage: Eukaryota; Metazoa; Arthropoda; Insecta; Blattodea; Termopsidae
Source: RefSeq, a predicted model, not a curated record
AUUUAUAUCACGCAGCGAUGCAAUUAAAAAUGCGAGGGAAUUAUUAAUGCACGAGAAGCUACAGGAAUUUGGUGUUGUGUUGAAAUCGGAGAGGACCUGAAUGAAAUUGCGACAAGAGUUCUUAAGGUGUCUUCAGGAAAACGACACCACUACUGGAAUGCUAGCAAUAUGGCAGCGGGCGCACUGACAGGGCUCAACAACUUACUGAUCUUGGCGCGAAAGCUCCGUCAUCCUCUCCUCUUCCUACGCGCGAGGCGCGACUUGGGUCUUGAGCCAGCAAUACCGAAGUGCUCCUGGGAUCCCCUGGGUCAGGCUGGAAGACCCAAGGGGUUCGAUCGCAGGCGCAUUUGUAUUCCGAUUUCUUCGGGAUUGCGUUUCCUUGCGGAAAUCUUGAAUAUAACUCAGGUUUGUGUUAUGAAGAGGGGGCUGCGGGGUGUCGCUCUCGCACCCCCGACCACUUUUAAGACAGCGACUGAGGCCACCGCCUGAAUGAGUAAUUCCUUCCACAGCAGCCCAACCUUCGAUGAGACAGCAGCCCUCGAUUUACCAUAUAAACACUGCCGAGCUGGAUGCAGCCUGCACCCCAUUGUGUACAUUACAUUGACAAACCAAAAUCAUGCCAAUGGAAUAAUGAUACCGGGCAUAUCAGCGAAGGAGUUUUUUGCAGUCUUGAAAUUUACGUAAAAAAUUACAUACUUACUUUCUUAUUUAAAACCAACGACACAGACAAUAUUUCAAGUGAAAUUUUAAGUAUUAUAUAAUUUACAUGCACACAACGUUUCAUCUGGUUGCUAGAAAGUCUGGAAGCCAACAAGAGACAUACAUGGAUGGAAUUCACUGAAAUAUAGUUUAGAAUA